Messenger RNA from Equus caballus (horse), 1830 nucleotides. It is a transcript of the gene FOXI2, whose product is annotated as forkhead box I2. Gene Ontology annotation, biological process: regulation of transcription by RNA polymerase II; anatomical structure morphogenesis; cell differentiation. The record is from RefSeq and is a predicted model, not a curated record. Gene Ontology annotation, molecular function: DNA-binding transcription factor activity, RNA polymerase II-specific; RNA polymerase II cis-regulatory region sequence-specific DNA binding. Lineage: Eukaryota; Metazoa; Chordata; Mammalia; Perissodactyla; Equidae.
GGACGCGCUGGAUGGGGUGCCCAUGAGCUUCGGCGCGCGGAGCCGCCCGCCCAGGCCCGGGAGCGGCUCGAUAUGGCCGCGUACUGCGACGGCUCAGGUGUCUGCCCGGCCCAGCACAGCCAGGCCGGGGCCGCCGCGCACCCCGCGGGCUACGCGCGUGGGGAUGUGGCCGCGGCGGGUGGCGGCCCGCGCCUGUGGCUGAAUGCAGCUGCUCUCAGCCCCGCGCCCUACGCGCCGGGCCCCGGACCCGCGCCCCCGUACGCGUCCCCCGGCUACGCGGCCCCGGGCCCACUCCUGGGCGCCCCGGGCGGCCUGGCGGGUGCCGACCUCGCGUGGCUAAGCCUCUCGGGCCAGCAGGAGCUGCUGAGACUGGUGCGGCCGCCCUACUCGUACUCGGCGCUCAUCGCCAUGGCCAUCCAGAGCGCGCCGCUGCGGAAGCUGACGCUCAGCCAGAUCUACCAGUACGUGGCCGGCAACUUCCCCUUCUACAAGCGCAGCAAGGCGGGAUGGCAGAACUCCAUCCGCCACAACCUGUCGCUCAACGACUGCUUCAAGAAGGUGCCGCGCGACGAGGACGACCCAGGUAAAGGCAAUUACUGGACCUUGGACCCAAACUGCGAGAAGAUGUUCGACAACGGGAACUUCCGAAGGAAAAGGAAGCGGAGAGGGGAGGCGAGCGUGGCCGCCCCCUCGGGUGCCCGGAGUCCAGGAGGGGCCAAGGGUCCUGAGCUGGAGUCCCUGGGCGCGGCCUCCCCGGACCUGCAGGCCUCGCCCUCCCCGCCCGUGCCCGAGGCUGCCACCUGCUUCUCGGGUUUCGCCUCGGCCAUGGGCGCCCUGGCCGGCGGUCUUGGUACCUUCCCCGGGGGCCUGGCUGGCGACUUUUCUUUCGGGAGACCGACGACGGUCGCCGCCCACGGCUCCCACGCCCCCAGCCCCGCGCCCGGCUUUGCCGCUGGCCAUCAGACGGCGGCCACCGGCUUCCGCGUCGGCCACUUGGUCUACAGUCGGGAAGGGACCGAAGUUUGAAGGGAGGCCGGGGAUUGUCCCGAGAGUGUCCCGUCCAGAGGCGCUGAGCUCAAGCCCUGUCUUCCCGCCUGGUGACGGCCCAGCGUGUUCGCGCCGCAGCAAUGAACGCGGUGGAGGGAGGGCAGCGCCCGGGUCGCAGGACCUGAGUUGAGCGGGGCCUCGGGCCUCCCAGGUGGCCCGCCUGUCGUGCGCCCCUCUCCCAGGCGACCAUUCAGGUGGGGAGAGAGGGCGCUCCCUGCUCCACCUGUCCUUCCAGUUCGCCUGGACCUGAACCCAGGCUCUCCAGGAGAUCCGCUUUAAAGGGGCGACGGGCUGGCGCUUAGCCCCAGCCUUUUCGAUGAGAGCCUGGCUCACCCCAAAGAGCUUUCUUAGUAGCAGGAGCGCGGCCCGGGGCCCAACUGUGGCCAAUUUCCUCCUCUGGCGCAGCCUGGACCUCCUGGCGGCUCAGGGCCUUCCCUCGGUGCUCCAGGGACGCCGCGGGGGUUGCAGGAGCAGCUCCAGCGGGCCAGGUGGCUUCCUUCACCCUCACCGGGAGUGUGCAUCGAGGGGGAGCUGGGACCAUUGGGACUGGGACGCAUGUAAGAAGGACUUUCCAAUUGCUGGAGCUGCCCGUGACGGAAGGGAGGAGGGCUGCCUGGCGGAGAGCGGCCCUAGGGGAUACCAGCUCCUUUCCCUGUCACUCAGUGUGCGGGCCUCAUCGACCCUGUCCUAGGACCAGGCGCCUCCGGGAACACAGGAGCAGUGCCUAGCACCAGAGAGUCGCAGGAUGGGUUCAGGUUUGCCACCCACCCCACCCACGCUCAC